Salvia hispanica is the source of this 1177-nucleotide messenger RNA. Its product is annotated as large ribosomal subunit protein uL18-like. Gene Ontology annotation, cellular component: cytosolic large ribosomal subunit; ribosome. Lineage: Eukaryota; Viridiplantae; Streptophyta; Magnoliopsida; Lamiales; Lamiaceae. Gene Ontology annotation, biological process: translation; ribosomal large subunit assembly. The record is from RefSeq and is a predicted model, not a curated record. Gene Ontology annotation, molecular function: 5S rRNA binding; structural constituent of ribosome.
AGCUAGGGUUUAAGCUUCUUUGAGUGUCACUCCGCAACAUUUCUUCAACUCUCUUCUCUCUCUCUCUCAAGUGCCAAAAUGGUGUUUGUCAAGGCCCAAAAGUCUAAGGCUUAUUUCAAGCGGUUUCAGGUUAAAUUCAAGAGAAGAAGACAGGGGAAAACUGACUAUCGUGCAAGGAUUCGCAUGAUAAAUCAGGACAAAAACAAGUAUAAUACUCCCAAGUUCCGCUUUGUUGUGCGAUUCACCAACAAAGAUAUUAUUGCCCAAAUCUCUUCGGCAAGCAUUGCUGGUGAUCAUGUUCUUGCUUCUGCUUAUGCACAUGAGCUGCCUCGUUAUGGACUGGAAGUUGGCCUAACCAAUUAUGCUGCUGCUUACUGCACUGGUCUUCUAUUGGGCCGCCGUGUUCUGAAGAAGCUUGAAUUGGACGAGGAGUAUGAAGGAAAUGUUGAGGCAACUGGAGAGGAUUACUCUGUUGAACCAGCUGACAGCAGGAGGCCAUUCCGUGCUCUCCUUGAUGUUGGUCUGUUAAAGACCACAACUGGCAACCGUGUUUUUGGUGCUCUCAAGGGUGCUCUUGAUGCUGGUGUUGAUAUUCCCCACAGUGAGAAGAGGUUUGCUGGAUUCAGCAAGGACAACAAACAACUUGAUGCGGAGGUGCAUCGGAAGUACAUCUAUGGUGGCCAUGUUGCUGCAUACAUGAAUACUUUGAUGGAAGAUGAGCCUGAGAAGUAUCAGACUCACUUUAGUGAAUACAUCAAGAGGGGGAUUGGUGCUGAUAACAUCGAGGAUAUGUACAAGAAGGUCCAUGCAGCCAUUCGAGCCAAUCCUAGUCAAACUAAGACUGAGAAGCCUGCUCCCAAAGAGCACAAGAGAUACAAUCUUAAGAAGCUAACUUACGAGGAGAGGAAGGCCAAGUUGAUUGAGAGGUUGAAUGCCUUAAAUGCUGCUGCUGGAAAUGACGACGAUGAUGAAGAUGAAGAGGAUGACGAGUGAAGAAUUCAAUCUGAAGCAUCUCCUUUUUGUCAAUUUUGGUUGUUUUUUUGGUUUUAAUGGACUUGUUGACAUUUUAGGUUGUCGGCAUCAUCUAUUUACAAUAUUAACUUUUUUGGAAAUGAUGGUCGUCUGUGGUAAUCAAACUAACAUUGAGGUGAUUAGUCUUGAAAUUGUUUUAAACUUA